CAGACGCUUUUGUCGUGUUCGCCCGUGGCCGCCGAUCGUGUCACCGCUGAUUGUGCGAGAGUAGUGCUAAAGUAGUUUGCGGUACUCGGGGGAGAGAAAGCCAUGGGGCUCGCGAGGGCGGCCGUCUUCGCCGGCUGUCUCCUUCUCUUCCUGGCGGUCGACGCCUCAGGCAAUAAAUGUACAGUCGGCUGCCAUGGAAUGCACGGAGGUAAAGCCUAUCAGGAAGGACACACAUAUAUAUACGAUUUGGAAGGAACGUCUGUGACAUCGGUCCCCGAUGCUCAGGGUGACGCUACCUUGAAGCUGAAAGGUACCGUUGAAUUGUCAGUGAAGCCUGACUGCAUUCGGCAGAUCCGAUUGAAGGGCGUAUCAAUCAAUGGAGCCCCAAUAUCGCUGCCAGAUGUUGAAAAGCACGCGCUGCAAUUCAACUAUCACGAUGGCCAUAUCGAUACGGAGGUCUGUAUCGAACCCGGUGACUCGCAGGCGUCUCUUAACAUCAAAAGAGCGGUCACUUCCUUAUUCCAAUCAGCUGUCAUACAAGAAUCUGGCUCUACAACUCAUCACGAGGUCGACGUGUUCGGCGGUUGUCCAACUGACUUCUCUUUCCAUAAAGACGGCGACUCGUUGGUUAUCCAUAAGGAGAGGGAUCUGAUCCGUUGCUCCUAUCGCGAGAGCAUCAGGCACGGUCCCGUGUCCGCGAUCUACGAUCAGAAAUCCGACAUCCAAUCGGCCCCGUUGCUGUCGUCGCAUCAGAAGAUCGAGCAACGUUUCAAGCGCGGUAUUCUCAACAAAGCGACCUCGGCCGAGACGUACAAGUUGAAACCCUGGAGCAACGGAGACAUAGGCGCCAAGACCAUCGUGCAGACCACUCUGACGCUCAAGGGUGAGAAGGGCGAUAGCCCGAACGCCCCGGUUUCCCAGCCGAGAUCCUUGAUCUUCGAAGCGCCGCAUCCCGUCGUCAAAUCGUCGCCCGACAGCAUCGCCGCGGCCGUAAAGGCAGCGAGCGCCGAAGAGCACGACGGCGUAAAGCACGACGCGGCGGAAAAGUUCGCGCAACUCGUCAAAGUCCUUCGUCUCAGCAGCAAGAACGACAUUCUCACGAUCUACCAGAAGGUGAAAAAUGGCAACGGCUUCGACAAAGUCCUGGACAAGAAGAUCUUCCUGGAUGCCCUCUUCCGCGCCGGAAGUGGUGAGGCAGCAGAGGUGAGCGUGGAUCUGUUAAAGAGUCACGAGCUUUCCGGGGUCCAGGAGCUUGUGUUCUACGCGAGUCUCGCUCUCGUGAAUCACGUGAACCUACCAUCGGUGACCGCUGUCACCUCACUUCUUGAUCAACAAAACUUACCGCGCCUCGGCUACCUUGGAGUCGGCCAGGUGAUCGGCAAGUACUGCCAAGAGCACCCUUGCGAGAACGUGGCCGAAGUCAAGCAGGCCGUCCACAAGAUCCGCGAGAAGGUCGGCAACGGGAAGGCGAAGACCAGAGAACAGGAGAAUCUCAUAGUCUCGGCUUUGAAGGCGCUGGGUAACACCAAGUACCUUGACGACGCCACUCUGCAGAAAGUGGUUGGCAUCGCCGAGGACAAGAACGUUCGCAAUCGAGUCAGGGUAGCCGCGAUCGAGGCUCUGCCUACCCGUUGCACCAUGAAAUGGAAAAAUGUCCUUCUGAAGGUCUUGGGCAAUCGCGAGGAAGACAGCGAGAUCAGAAUCAAGUCUUAUCUGGCUUUGGUCGCUUGUCCCUGCCCCCACGUCGCUGAAGGUCUCAAGGAGACUUUGGACAAGGAAACGGUCAAUCAAGUUGGAUCCUUCAUUCAGAGCCAUUUGCGUAAUCUGCGAGCGUCCGCUGAUCCGAGCAAAGCCGAGGCGAAAAGGCAUCUCGGCCAGAUCAAGCCACGAAACAAAUUCCCAGAGGACUUCCGCAAGUUUUCCUUCAACAAUGAACUAUCGUACAAUGUAGGCGGUAUUGGAGUCGGUUCCGCCGCGGAGAGCAAUGUCAUCUACAGCCAGAAUAGCUUCGUGCCACGCUCCCUCAAUCUAAACUUGACCACCGAGAUAUUCGGAAGAUCUUUCAACUUCUUGGAGCUUAAUACGCGAAUCGAGAAUCUCGACAGAUUGAUCGAACAUUACUUUGGACCCAAGGGUCGCUUCACGCAAGACGAAGCGGAAGAUUUGGUGGAAAAGGGAGUGGACAGGGCAGAGAAUGUCAUUAAUUACAUCAAAGAGAAGGUCGGCAAACUGCGUAGCAAGCGUGAAGUCAAGCAGGGAGAACUCGACAAAUUCGCCAAAGGUGUGAAAUUAAGGAACAAUGAGGUAGACCAGCAGCUCGACUUCGACCUGUCCGUCAAACUGUUCGGUGUCGAAUUGGCCUAUCUGACUUACGACGGCAAUCCCACGCAGGUCACGCCAGAGCACAUUAUCGACAAGGUGUUCGACAACCUUGAGGACGGAAUCAACAAGAUAAAGAAGUUUGAUUACAAUGUGCAAAAUCACAUGCAGUUCCUCGACGCAGAGGUCAUCUAUCCGACAAAUCUCGGUUUGGCUCUCUCUCUCGGCGUAAUCGGCACCAGCGUGGUCCAUAUAAAAACAUACGGCAGGGUCGAUGUUCCGGCUAUCAUAAAGAAUCCGAACAACGCCGAUGUACACUUUGGCUUGGAGCCCAGUGCCUCUAUUCGUAUUGCUGGUAACUUGGUCGUUAAAGGAUUCGAUGUGGAGUCCGGUAUGAAACUCAUCAGCACGUUACAUACCGACACGGCGUCCGACAUAACGGUGAAACUAUUGGACGGCAAGGGUGUCGACGUAGUUGUCGGUAUGCCGAAGAAGAAAGAGGAACUCAUAAGUAUUAGUAGCGAGAUUCUGUUGAGCUCCGGCGAUACAUAUAAAGCUGCCAAGUUCGGUAAGGGUAAGGUAUAUAAAGACUGCUUCGAGCAGCUGUCCAGUGUUCUGGGUAUAACAGUUUGCGGCCACGUAGAAUUCCCCGUUGAUAGCAUCGAGUCGGUGCAGAAGAGAGCAUUCUUCCCACUGAACGGCCCGUCGAAGUUCAGCAUUAGCCAUGAAAACAAUGACUUAUCCACUAUCCACCUCAAGAUCUACCACGACAAGACACCCAAGUCUAGAUCGUUUGAAAUCUUGUUGGAGACGCCAAACAGCAAAACUAACAGACGCGUGUCUUUCAUCGCUGAAGCCGCCGUCGAGCCUAACAAGCGCGCCAAACUAUCUUUCGAUUCUCCCUUCAAGAAAGCCUCUGUCGAAGCGGUAAUAAAAGAAGAACCUCAAGAACGCUCGCUUACAGUUACCGUGCACAAUGAUAAUCAGGAGUACUACGGGCGCGUCGGUCUUUUGGCCAGCGGUGCCAAGUAUAAGCCGAUCUUGGAGUACAAGGUACCGGAGCAUAUCGAGAAGUUGGCAGGUACCAAAUCCGGAUCGAAGACGUCCCGCGGCGGUCAGCAAUACGAGGUGCAAGGUACCGUAGAGGUGGUCGAUCAGGAUGGUGGCAAGAAAUACGUAUUCGACAAUGUAGCCCUCGUCGCGAGUGGUCAGAAGCUCGUCGGUCUCGACGGUUACGUUCACUCCGCGGAAAACGCCGCCAACUUGGACAUGAAGGUGAACUACGGCGAAGAAUCCGUCGCUCUCAAGUUGGACGCGAAGAAAAAAGAUGAUAGUUACUUCUCGAUCAGCGUCUCGGCGUUGCCAUCGAAGGAUCCCAAUAUCGGGUUCAAUAUCCAGUCCGAAAUCCACAGGGAACCGUACGCGUAUAAAUACAAUCUGGUCUUCGUUCACGGCCCGGAUCAGAACUCCAAGAUAAACCGUUUCACCCUCGAGCAUGAGGCUAUCGCCAAACCGAACCAGGACGGGCUGAACUUCAUCGUGGGUGGCUCCACCAAGAUCGCAUAUCCUGCCGUGAAGCUGAAAUUGGAGCUCGAAGGUAAGAUGAAACCUACAGAAGUAAAGGGCAAGAUCGGGAUCGUUUAUGACAAAUUCAAGUUCGGCUCGAAGCUGUCCGCCGAGCAGAACAAAGCCAAGGUAGGCGACUACGAGGUCGAAUUCGAAGCCGAGCUUUUGCAGAACAGCAUCAAAUUAGAGUCCAAGCGUACGAUUAUCGAUCCGCACAAGAGCAAAUAUAAGAACAAGCUCGAGCUUGUACCGGGAGGUAAAUACGAGGCCGAUGCACUGGUGACGUAUAAUCGGGACAAGAAUAACAAGAACGUGAACUUUGAGAUAGACAGUGACCUGAAGCUGGACGGCAAAAAGGCCAAAGUUUUCGGCAGUUUGAACGUCGAGCGUCCCAAUAGUGUUCAGUCACAGGCGUACGUCAUCGUCGGCGACGUCAAGUACGUUGACUUCCUAUUGAAGGCCCAGCAACUGGACGCGAAUCCUCAAGGCAGUCUGACUUUGAACGUGAAGAAUUAUUUGGAUGUCGCAGGACAGUUAUCGAUGCAGAAUGGCAAAGGCAAGGUACAUCUCAACAUUGACUUGCCGAAGAUCAGCCGGAAGAUCAAAGGAACCGGCGACUUGGCGAUAUCCGGCACACAGUACAACGGUGACUUUGAGCUUCUGCUCGACGCGGAGAAGGAUCCGAACAAGCGCAUCAAGCUAUCCACUGCGAACGACAUAAAGAAGAACGCCAUCGAUACGAAGAACGUGCUCGAGAUAAUGAGUCAUAAAUUCGAGCUGAACGGCAAGGGCAAGUUGGUUGGUACCACAAACGAAGGCGAGCUGACCGCCGAAGCGGACGUCACUCUGCCGAACGGUCGUCGUCUGGCUGGCAAUUUCAAGCGUACGUCCAAGAAGGAUAAUAACAACAAAUACAUUAUCGACAUAGCCGGCGAGUUAGAAGACCAGGAAUCUAAGGGCGGCAAAACGCGAAAGAUCACAGCUAGUCAAAAACUCCGCGACGUCGAUUUCAAAACCUACGCUUUCCAGGGCGAUGCCCAAUUGAAGGCCGUCAACUCCGAUGGCAACAGCGCAGAAGUCGAGUUGAAAGCCAAGAAUCUCCUCGACACCGACGGCCACAAAAAGGUGCAAGGGAUCAGCCUGAUUCUGUCGAGCUCGCGUUUGUCGCAACCGUUCAAUCUGGAAUUGGAAUUUAACGAGCGCGAUAAUGGCGAACUGUCCUUCAACGGUGCCUCUUCCUACGGCAAGGACUUCCAGCUGAAGAGUUCCGAAAACUUCGUUCCCGGCAACGAGAUUGACAAGCCCUGCACGAUCAAAGGCAACGCGGAGCUGAUACUGCCGUCGGAGAAAUUGCGUAACGUCAAGCUCGACUACGCGUACGAUUUGCUGAUCCAAUCCGAGACGGACGGUGUCUUCGAUCUGAAGGGAUCGACGGCGCUCACUUACAACGACGACAAAUCCGUCAAGAUCGAGGGCGCCUUCAAGAGCUCCGGAAUUAGCGACGGCGAGCAUCCCUACGAGAGCGAUCUGCAACUCGAUCUGGCCAUUCUCAAGAUCCCGCCUAUCGCUUUCCGCGAUCACGCCAAGUACGAACCCAGCGGCGACAAGGUGACGAUUACCAGCAACUCGAUCGUCAAAUUCGACCAGAAGGAGAUCACCCUCGCGCUCAACCCUCUCACGUUUAAUCGCGAUAUGACGUACAUCGACGUGAAGGCCAAGGCCACCACUCCGUACGAGAAGCUGAACAACAUCGACCUUGAACUCAAGCACGAGAGAGAACAGAGCGGACACGUAAGGAAAACCGACGCAGUCUUGCAGCUCAACGGUGCGAAGCACACCUUGCACAGUGAAAUUCGAGGCGGCAACCUCUCUCCGAUGGUAUACAUCACUGUUACUUGCCCAGACACCGAGGGACACGUGAAAUUCAACAAGCUUGGCGACCAGGAAUACAAAGGCGAAUGGAAGAUCAAGACGCCGAAAGGCUUCGUCACUGCCGACGGACACGUCAAGCUGCAGAGCAUCGACGAUUUCAUCAUUAGUUAUAAUUGGGACAGCGACAAGCUCAAGCACCGUAAGAUGCACGCCGAAAUCACUAACAGUCCCACCGCCAAGACUGGCAGGCGAAUAAUCAUCACCGUCACCAGCGACGGUAAAAACAUCGUGACCGGAAGCACGAACUACAAGAGGCGCGACGAGGCCGGCAAAAUCACCGUCGAGGGAAGUGGCAAUCUCAAGAUAGGCGAGGACACGAGGAGCUCCUCCUUCAAGUACACCCGCCAGCAAUUGACUCGCGAGAAGGACGGCGAAUCCGGCGUGCUAAUCGUCCUGAACGCCAAGUUCGAUCCGGCGGCUAUUGUGGGCGAGGUGAAGCUCUCGAACAAGGAGCUCCUCGUUUUCAAUAGCUAUUGCGAGCAGAGCAAGGAUUGCGCUCAUUUCAAGCUUCAAUCGAGCUACGACACCGACAACAAGAGCUAUAUGAAUCACGAUUUAACGGUGGAAGUAGACCUGAAGAAAUUCAACGUGCCAGCUGAAUUCGGAUUGAAGACAAGCACCGAAGCCAAAGGGUCCAGUCUCGAUCACUCUGCCAACUUGUACUUACACUCGUCGAAGGACAAGUCCCAGUAUGCUUAUAAACUCUACAUUCACCCCAAGGAAAGCGCUGCCAUUCUGACUUUGCCCAGUCGCGAACUGGCCAUUAUUAGCACAUUCGACUUGCCGAAGACGAAGCAAACCGGAGCGUUCAAGGUCGACGUCUCCGUUUACUUGGACAGGAAGAACAAACCGUCCGACAAGACUGCUCUAAUCGCCAGCGGUGACGUUAAUAUCGAGAAGAACAGCGGAUCUAUCAGCGGAGAGGUCAAAUUUGUAUAUCCAUCUCAGCCAAAGGAUAUGGCAGUGAAAGGUAAACUUCACUACGGCGGCGAACACCUGCUUGACGCGAACGUAGAUAUCGACGUCUUCGCCAAGAAAACGCAAAAGAUCAACGUGGUGGCAAAACUAAACCGGCAAAAUAUCAACAAGGGUCACAACGUCUCCAGCGUGAUCGAAGUGAGCAGUCGUGGACAACAACUCAAAGUCGACCUGAAAUCGCACGUAGCGAUUUCGGAAUACGAACUUGGUUUUGGCAGUAUACUGUCGUACACGGACGUGAAUCAGAAGCCGAAGAGUUUGGGCGUUACGUUCUCUGCGGAUCCCACGGAAAUGUAUCUUCUUGUAACUUCGCCUAAUAAAGAACUUCUUCAACUCAACUCAAAACUAAAAUUAAGCCAAAGCGUGCAGAAGUUCGACGCGGAAGUCGCGAUUCUGGGCAACAAACCUAUUGUAAUUAACUUCGAAGGGCAUGAUUGGAAUAGCUUCACUUAUACGGAAUACCAAGCAGAUCCCAAUGAGAAGUUCGUCGUGAACGGGCGCGUUGUGCUCGGACAACUGGCCGAAAUUCAUGCCGACGCUUUCAGGGAUGGAGUGAAGAAGGAUCUGUUCCACGCUUUGAUCCACCUUGAUGAAGAGAAGUUCCUCAAACCUGACUUCGGCUACAACAAGGACAACAUUGUCUACGCGCUCGAACAUUCUCGAGUGCGCGAGUCAUUGAAACAGCUCAAGGACGUCUCCAAUGAUAUAGUCAACGAAGCAGAAAAAGAAUUGACAGAUCUUGUAGAACAUUUGAAGAAGGCCCAGCCGAACCUCAAACCACUCUUGGACUAUUACGAAACCGAAUUGAACAAACUGAAGAAUGAGCUCAACGCUGACCAGACCAUCAAAGACAUACAAGCUACUUUGAACAAGUACUUCGGAGCUAUUAUCACGGCCAUCGCGGAUACCAUAAAGCAAGUAAACGCGCAAUUAAACGAACUUCGGAAAGAAUACGCUGAAGUACUCGCCAAGCUCGAAGACGUAUGGAAGAAGGUUUAUCCUCAGCUAAAAGAAUCCUACAACAAGAUAGCUAAUGCGUACAUAGAUGUCGUCGAUAGCAUCGCCAAUGUUUCGAUGGCCUACCUCAAGGCACUGCUCACCUUGAUUAAUGAACAUCAGAAGGAGCUGAAGGAAUUAGCGACAGUGGCUGCGGAGCUCAUUCAGGACGUUGCUAAGAUCGUAUUCAAAGCCGCCAUUCAGAUCAGGAAAGACGUUGAAGAAUUCGUCCUCAUGUUGAGAAAUCAAAUGCAAGCCUUACCAAUCUUCGACAUCGCAAAGGAGCAAUUCCAGGAUAUCGUGAACUUCCAAAUUCCGGAAGCCGUGUUGGCCUCCAUUCACGAACUCAGCGAGGUCAUAAAGGCCAUGCUACCGACUGACGAACUUCGACAGCUCUUCAGCGCUACUUAUGAAUACAUCAUAAAGCACGUCAAACACGAGAAAGUCGAUAAUACCAAUGAGAUCAAGAAGAUCUAUGAUCAUGCGGUCGAUGCCAUUGUGUCCCUCAUCAAGCUUCUGGAAUCUAGCGGCGCCUUGGACAACAUGUUAGAUAGCUUGUUUGAAGCUCAUCUUCCCGUGGAGCUUGAAAUGUUAGCGAAAUUGCCAACGAUCACCUCAAUCAAAGUAUCUCUCGUCAAUCUGAUACGUAAUAACGAAUUACCAUCGGCCGCGGAUCUCUACUACACCUACAGACCAACUCUGUUGCUUUCCGACAUCAUACCUCCCUUCAGCAAAUUCGGCGUCGUCGUCGACGGAGGACAUAUCUUCACCUUCGACGGCAAUCAUCUCAGUAUGCCCGGCGAUUGCACCUAUAUCUUGGCCCAGGACAUGCAGGACGGCAAUUUCUCCGUCGUCGCAAACUUCAACAAAGGGAAUCUCGUUGGCGUAACCGUUACGGAGCCUAAAGAGAGCAUCACACUGAAGAACAAUGGCAACAUCCUGGUGAACAGCAAACCGGCUGAUUUCCCAGCCAGCACGAAGAAUCUGCGCGCGUUCCUCGUUUACAGGACUAUGAACAUAAAGUCUAACUACGGUGUGCACGUCCUAUGCACUCGCAAGCAAUCUAUGCUUUGCACGGUCCGGGUGUCCGGCUUUUAUCACGGAAAAUUACGCGGUCUUCUCGGUGAUGGCAACAACGAAUAUUACGACGACUACACGUUGCCGUCUGGAAAGAUUACCGAGAGCGAGACUGAAUUUGCUAACGGAUACAAACUGAAGCCCGAUUGCGCGGCUGUGAACGCGAUCGAUCACAAGGCGAAGCAACGUAAUCCAGUCUGCACUGACUACUUCUCCGGCCAGAAGUCUCCGUUGAAAAAGUGCUUCAACUACGUUCAUCCGAGUCAUUACCGAGAUGCCUGCGACGCUGCGGCUAACGGAAAUCCGGAAGCUCCUUGCUUGCUCGCCACCGCUUAUUACGCCAGUUGCUAUUAUAAGCGUGUUUCCGGAAUAAGCAUUCCAUCCAUUUGCACAACCUGCAAAGUUGGCGAGAACACAAUUGCCGUUGGUGAUACCUUCAGCGUUAAAACCCCGAAGAAUCAAGCCGACAUUGUUUUGGUAAUCGAACAAGUUGAGGAGAAUGAGAAAGUUUUUAAAGAUCUGAUUCCAUCACUGAUAACCGAUCUAAGAGAAGAACUGAAACAACACGGCAUAACGGAUGUUCACAUCGGCUUGAUCGGUUACGCCGAGCACAUGAAAUGGCCGCAACAUUACACCACCGGCGGUAGUACCAACAUUGAGGGCGAGGUGAAGAACAUGAAAUUUGAGAAGCCAGAAGAGCCGAUUAUUACUUUGGAGGAGGCCAAGAAAGGUGAUAUCGAGAAGAAAGUGAAGUACCUCGAGCAAAGACUAGACCUGGAGCUUGGCACCUUCAAAUUGACCGACGCCUACGAGGAAGCCAUUAACUAUCCCUUCAGACCUGGCGCGGUCAAAGCUGUCGUCUCAGUCCUCGCUACCCCCUGCGAGAAGAGUCCACUGCCAAUAUCGUUGCAACAAUUGAGGAUUAUAAUUGGACAGAAGGUGUACCGAGAUUUGGGUCUGACUUACUAUCACAUAUACUAUACCAAUGACAUCCAGGUCUCCGGCAAAGCGCAAAAGAGUAUUGUCGGUUACGAUAGCGACAGCGUAUAUGUAUUCGGCGACAACAAGAAGAAGCCACUGAGCGGAAACACCGAGCUUAGAAACAACAUGGUUCUCCCUACGGUUGACGUGUGUGCCGACUUUGCUAUCGCGUCUGGCGGAGCGGCGUUCAGUUCCAGCAAUUUGGUGGACGCUAAACCGAAUCAGAAGAGGCAGUUCUCUCAAGUUACCGCUAGAAAGAUCGUCGAGGACCUCACGAGUGUCGAAAUUGAACAAGAUUGCGUUUGCAACCAAUUUCACGGAAUUGAACAGCCUCGUUGUAAGAUCGUGGGACGCAAGGAGAAGGAACAACUUGCGAGACACACGAAAGGAGGAGUGAAGGGUUGAAGGAGCCACAGUACUACGCAUACUAUUAUUACUAAUUAAUUUAGACGUAAUCUAUUUGUUAUUUUGUUACAAUAUCGUAAAAGCUCUUUUUGAUAGAGUGAUAAGUGAUAUAAUUGCAUCAUUCGGUCGGUAUCGCCGAUCCUCCACAGAUCGAAAAGAAUAUCGGGGGCAAGACUCAAAUUGUGCCUCAUGACAACUUCCUUCGUUUUCUAGGUCUAACAUAAACAUAUGCAAAUUAAUGCAAUUGGUGUACCAUUUAUCGAUGUACCAGCGAUGUUUUACAGAGAGAAAUAAACAUUGAACAUACUGCUGUUCGUGUGUAAUUGAAAA
Molecule: messenger RNA, 10584 nt
Organism: Temnothorax curvispinosus
Lineage: Eukaryota; Metazoa; Arthropoda; Insecta; Hymenoptera; Formicidae
Gene: apolpp
Product: apolipophorins
Exons: 26
Coding region: 103-10254 (3383 amino acids)
Biological process (GO): lipid transport
Molecular function (GO): lipid carrier activity
Source: RefSeq, a predicted model, not a curated record